AUGUCAGUUGCUAGUGUAGUUUUGAGUCCAGCCCUGGAAGAACUUGUCAACUUUCCAGGCAUUAUUGGACGAUUUGGUUUGAACUUAGACGACCCAAUCCUGGUUUUUCUGACUAUUGCUGGAUCGCUGAUCCCGAUGCGGGUGAUGGAGUCAGAUUCAAUUGCAUCCGUGAAGCUAAGGAUUCAGAGUAUCAAGGGAUUUUUUGUGAAGAAGCAGAAACUGGUGUAUGAUGGUAGAGAGGUAGCUCGAAAUGAUUCCCAAAUUCGAGAUUAUGGUCUUGCUGAUGGGAAACUGUUGCAUUUGGUUAUUAGUCUUUCAGAUCUCCAGGCUAUUUCUGUAAGAACUGUUGGCGGGAAGGAUUUCGAGCUCUUUGUUGAGAGGAGUAGAAAUGUUGGUUACGUGAAGCAGCAAAUAGCUUCUAAGGGAAAGUACCUCGUGAAUCCAUGGGAUCAUGAACUCACAUUAGAUGGUGAAGAGCUUGAUGACCAGAGACUCAUCACUGAUCUCUGUAAAAACGGAGAGAAUGUGAUUCACUUGUUAAUUAGGAAAUCCGCUAAAGUCAGAGCAAAACCUGUGGGGAAGGAUUUUGAGGUGAGUAUCGAAAAUCACAGUAACAAUUCAGCGGAUGGUAGAAGAGGAUAUAUUCUUAGUGAUUUUUCACUACAAGCAGAGCCUAAAGACUUCUUAUUUGAGCCUGUCGUUGUGAAUCCUGAAAUUAAACUCCCUUCAUUGCUUAAAGAGCUUAUAAGCUCCACUUUAGAAGGCUUGGAGAAGGGGAAUGGCCCAAUUAAAUCAUCUGAUGGAUCAGGAGGAGCCUAUUUUAUGCAAGAUUCAUCUGGACACAAGUAUGUCUCUGUCUUCAAGCCCAUUGACGAAGAACCAAUGGCUGUGAACAAUCCGCACGGACUGCCUGUUUCAGUUGACGGCGAGGGACUAAAGAAAGGCACACAUGUUGGUGAAGGAGCUCUCAGAGAAGUAGCAGCCUACAUUUUGGACUAUCCCGUGACUGGACCACGAACUUUUCCUCAUGAUCAAACCGGUUUUGCUGGAGUUCCACCAACAACAAUGGUCAAAUGCUUGCACAAAGGUUUUAACCAUCCCAAUGGUUACAGUUACUCUCUGGAGAACACAAAGAUUGGUUCACUGCAGAUGUUUGUGAGUAAUGUUGGAACUUGCGAGGAUAUGGGAUACAGAGUAUUCCCUGUCGAUCAGGUUCACAAGAUAUCGGUUCUAGACAUUAGGCUAGCUAAUGCAGAUCGUCACGGUGGUAACAUUUUGGUUAGCAGAGACGGAAAAGAUGGUCAGAUCGUGCUUACUCCAAUCGAUCACGGCUAUUGUUUUCCCAAUAAGUUUGAAGAUUGCACAUUUGAGUGGCUAUACUGGCCUCAAGCAAAAGAGCCUUACUCUUCCGAGACAUUGGAAUACAUAAAGUCCUUGGACCCCGAGCAAGACAUUGAACUUCUGAGAUUCCAUGGCUGGGAGAUUCCGCCUUCAUGCGCCCGUGUCUUCCGCAUCUCGAGCAUGCUUCUGAAGAAAGGUGCCGCAAAGGGUCUCACACCUUUUGCCAUUGGAAGCAUAAUGUGCAGAGAAACACUCAAGAAAGAAUCCGUGAUCGAACAAAUCAUAAACGAUGCAGAAGCCUUAAUGUCCCCAGAGACAACCGAAGAAGAGUUUAUCAGCACUGUCUCUGCUAUUUUGGAUCGUUGCCUCGACAGUAUUCGCAGAACUGAAAUGAGUUCGCCCAGUCUUUGUCGUGAUUGUUAA
This is a messenger RNA of Arabis nemorensis, 1764 nucleotides long. Lineage: Eukaryota; Viridiplantae; Streptophyta; Magnoliopsida; Brassicales; Brassicaceae. The record is from the annotation of a GenBank genome assembly.